GCAGGAGGGGCAGGACGCACAGGGAGAGAAACGCACAGAGAGGGAACCUGGAGACUUGAAGAGGCUGUGGUGAAUCUGAAUCCCUCAGCCACUGGACUGCUGCGUCUCCUCGAGCCUCCAUUGCUAGGAAAGGAAGGUUUAACUCUCGGUAUACUUGUGUUUCAUCUCACCUGUAAAAAUGACCGGUGGCCCGUUGGGCACGGCGUUGGCAGUGGCUUUGCUCGCCUGCACUGUGCAGUGUAUGCCGAAAGGAACGGGGAAACAUAGGAGACAAGCUCAGGAACACUUGGUGUCAUCCGUGUCCCAAGAUGACUGUGUUGAGAAUGGUCAGCUUUAUGGAGUUGGAGAGCAGUGGGAGCGCAGUUAUCUGGGCAGCACACUGCUCUGCACUUGUCAUGGAGUUUCUGCUAUAAAGUGUAAAUCAAAGCCUGAUGCUGAGGAAACCUGCUAUGAUAAAGUAAAUGAUCGCUCCUAUCGGGUUGGAGAGACUUAUGAGAGGCCCAAGGAUGGGAUGAUCUGGGACUGUACUUGCAUUGGCUCUGGCCGAGGGAAAAUCAGCUGCACCAUUGCGAACCGCUGUCAUGAGGGAGGGCACUCCUACAAAAUUGGAGACACAUGGAGGAGACCCCAUGACACUGGAGACUACAUGCUGGAGUGCAUCUGUUUGGGAAAUGGGAAAGGAGAGUGGACCUGCAAACCUGUUGCGGAGCGCUGUUAUGACAAUGCAGCUGGCACAUCCUACAUGGUUGGUGAGACCUGGGAGAAACCCUACCAAGGCUGGAUGAUCGUGGACUGCACCUGCCUAGGAGAAGGAAGUGGACGUAUUACAUGCACAUCCAGAAAUCGCUGUAAUGACCAGGACACAAGCACUUCUUACCGGAUUGGAGACACGUGGAGCAAGACGGAUUCUCGUGGGCACGUGCUACAGUGUUUGUGUACAGGAAAUGGACGUGGAGAGUGGAAAUGCGAGAGACAUGCGUCACUGCACACCACUAGCCUGGGUACUGGGUCUCGUGUGGUGACCAAUGUCCAGCCUGCAGUGUACCAGCCACAGGCGGUGCCUGAACACCCCACUGAGGGAUCCUGUCUGACAGACGCAGGUGUUUCCUACACCCUGGGCAUGCGCUGGAUCAAGACCCAGGGCAGCAAACAGAUGUUGUGUACCUGCUUGGGGAACGGUGUCAGCUGUGAAGAGCCAGAGAACCAGUUCCAGGUGUAUGGUGGGAGCUCAGGUGGCCAGCCAUGUGCGUUUCCUUUUGUGUUCAUGGGGAAAACGUUCUAUUCCUGCACGUCUGAGGGACGCAGUGAUGGGCAGCUCUGGUGCAGCACCUCAUCCGACUUUGAGAAAGACUACAAGUACUCCUUCUGUACCAGCAAUAAUGUUAUGGUCACAACCAGAGGGGGAAAUUCCAAUGGUGCACUCUGUCACUUCCCAUACCUUUACAAUGGCCGUAACUACACUGACUGCACUGCUGACGGCAGGAGAGAUGGCAUGAAAUGGUGCGGCACAACUUAUAACAAUGACCGAGAGCAGCGGUUUGGCUUCUGUCCCAUGGCAGAUCAGUGCCAGGAGCCAGAGACUAGAGUGUUCUAUCAGAUUGGAGAGUCCUGGGACAAACCCAUUCAGGGAAUCCACUACAGAUGUUACUGCUAUGGAAAUGGCAUUGGAGAGUUGAGCUGCGAGCCUCAGCAGUCUUUCGCUAGAGCGUUUGAAAUCAAGGAUAUUUAUAAGUCUGAGACUGUGGUGGUCCUCAUGUCUGUGUCUGAAAAAAAAAUAAAAAUUGUUCUACUCACAGAGGAAGUUCCCUCUCCAACUGAUCUGCAGUUCUUUGAAGUGUCUGACUCUAAGAUCACAAUCACUUGGACCGGACCAUCCACAGUGGUGUCAGGGUACCGUGUGUCUGUGGGCGAGGUUGCUCCAGAUGGGUUGGUCGAGAGGGAACUCCCCUUCCCAGUGACACAGAACGCUUAUGCUGAGAUCACACACCUCCAGCCUGGAACCCUCUACCGGUUCUUCAUCUUUACUCUCAAAUCAGGAGAAGAGAGUGAGCCGCUGGUUGGAGAGCAAGCUACAAAGCCCGACCCACCCACCGAUAUUCAUUUCGCAAACGUUACUGAAGACAGUGCUGUAAUCAUCUGGUCAGCUCCUAAGGCUCAAAUCACAGGUUACAGACUUUUCCUGACUGUCGAGGGCUCAAACCCCAAACAGCUGCGUAUUCCUGCCCGCCUGUCUCAGUACACACUCCUCAACUUGCAGCCUGAUACUGAAUACACUGCCACUCUGCAUGCAGAAAGAGGCACUGUGCUUAGUGAGGGAUCCCUCGCCAUCUUCACCACAUUUCAACCCAUGAGAAAUGCUCCUUCCUUCAGCACUGAUGUCACAGACACCUCCAUCAUUGUCUUCUGGACCCCUGCGCCUAAAAUUGGAUACAAGUUGACUGUGAGGCCCAGCCAAGGUGGAGAAGCUCCAAAGGACAUGAUCUCAGAGUCUGGUAGUGUCCUCAUCUCAGGUCUAACUCCUGGAGUUGAGUACACCUACAGCGUCCAGCCGGUCUUCGACGGUCUUGAGCAUGGUAACCCCAUCACUCGACGCGUGGUUACUCCUCUGUCUCCACCCACGGAUCUGAACCUGGAGUCCAACCCGAACACUGGAGAGCUGACCGUUCAAUGGAACGAUGCUAAAAUCCCAGACAUCACGGGUUACAGAGUGACCUGCACUCCCACCAAAGGGCAACAAGGGAACUCUAUAGAGGAGUUUGUGAAGGCAGGACAGAACUCAUGCACGCUAGAGAAUCUGAGUCCAGGAGUGGAGUACAAUAUCAGCGUGUUUACUGUGAAGGAUGACAUGGAGAGUGUUCCUGUCUCCACCACUGUGACUCCGGAUGUGCCCAAAAUAACUGACCUUAGCUUCAUCAACAUCACUGACUCCACUAUCGGCCUCAGCUGGAGUCCUCUUAACUCCACCGCCGUUACCGGCUACCGCAUUACGGUGUUGGCUGCUGGGGACAGUGUCCCAAUCUUUGUUGAAUUUGUGGAGCCCACCACAGGCUUUUAUACUGUGCACGGUCUGGAGCCUGGUAUUGAUUAUGACAUAACCGUCACCACAGUCACAGAAAACGGAGAGAGCGAACCCAUCACCAUCACCCAGCAAACAGCUGUCCCUGCCCCAUCUGGCCUGUCAUUUGGAGAAGUGACCGCAGACACUAUGCUGGUGACCUGGAAUGUUCCUCAGGUGCCCAAAUCCUCUGAUAUCGACCGCUACAUCAUCCGCUAUCAUCCAGUCGAUGACGACGAUGACACCAUUGAGCGCACUGUGGAUGGAAACACAAACUACGUUGUUCUUCGCCAUCUUGUGCCCAACACGGAGUACCUGGUGAGUGUGAUUUGUGUCUAUGAAGAGAGAGAGAGCUCACCUGCCAUUGGCACUCAGAGAACAGUCCUCGAUGCACCUGUCGGCCUGCAGUUCUCUGAUGUUGGCACCAACUCCUUCACCGUACGCUGGCAGGCUCCUCAGGCCAUUAUCUCAGGAUACCGUAUCCGCUACCAAAUGACCAGUGGUGGACGUGCUAAAGAGGAGAGACUGCCCCCAUCAAGGAGCCAUUUCACCCUCACAGGCCUGACCCCGGAGACCGAAUACAGCAUCAGUGUCUAUGCCGUCAGCGGAUCCCGCGAGAGUCUGCCUCUAACUGGAACUCAGUCUACCAUCUCUGAUGCCCCCACUGACCUGGAAGUUAUAUCCUCAACGCCAACCAGCAUCACCGUUCGCUGGGACGCCCCCUCUGUCACUGUGAGGUACUACAGGAUCACACAUGGAGAGUUGGGAGGUUUUGACGCUCCUCAGGAAUUUUCUGUCCCCGGCUCCCAGUCUACUGCCACUAUUGAAGGCCUACGUCCAGGCACCGAUUACACCAUUACUGUUUACGCUGUGACCGGCAGAGGGGACAGCCCUGCGUCCAGCACCCCCAUUCAUGUUAUGCACAGAACAGAUAUUGAGUCUCCAUCAAAGAUGGAGGUGACUGACGUGAAGGACAACACUAUUACUGUGCGCUGGAACCCAGCAGUGGGCCCCAUCUCAGGAUAUCGUGUCACAGGAACUCCGCUAAAUGGACAGGGUCCUGCUUUCUCUGAAGUGGUCGCUCCAGACCAGACUGAAAUGACGUUCUAUGGCCUGAUGCCGACAGCGGAGUACACUGUCAGUGUGUAUGCUUUGGGACAGGAUGGAGAGAGCCCCCCUCUGGUCGAAACUGUAGUCACAACGGUGGAUAAACCCAAAGAUCUGUCCUUCACUGACGUGGACUCAACAUCCAUGCGUAUCUCCUGGGAGAGUCCUGAUGGAGUGGUCUCCUCUUACAGAGUGUUGUACUACAGUCCAGAGGAGGGGGAGAGAGAGCUGUUCCCUGCCCCACGUGGAGAUGAUGAGUCUGCAGUGCUGCAUGGCCUCAGACCGGGCACAGAAUACACUGUUAAAGUCAUCGCACUGCAUGACCGGACCCCCAGCACUCCACUGGUGGGCACUCAGACAACAGCUAUUCCUGGGCCCACAAGUCUGCACUUCUCCCAAGUGGGUCCAACAUCCUUCACUGUCUCCUGGUCUUCUUCUGACGUCAGGCUAACCGGUUACCGCGUGGCCAUCACCCCCAAGAGCAAGAAUGGACCCACUAAAGAGGACAACAUCUCCCCUGACUCGACUGAGUUCCACGCCACUGGACUCAUGCCUGGCACUGAUUAUGAAGUGGAGGUUUACGGUGUGAAGAACUCUCUGACCAGCCGUCGUGUCAAGGGAGAAGUCACAACACCUGACAACAUCAGUCCACCUCGACGUGUCCGUAUAUCCAAUGUGAAGGACUCCUCCAUCACUCUCACCUGGCGCUCUAAGACUGAGUCCAUCUCUGGCUUCCUGGUAGAAGCCACACCCACCAUGGGCGGCCAUAACCCUAUCCAGAGAACCAUUGAACCUGAUUCACGCACCUACACCAUUACUGGUCUGGAGCCAGGAACCACUUAUAAGAUCAAUAUCUAUACUCUGAAUGGAAGUGCACGUAGUGAGCCUUUCACCCUUACAGCUACUACAGCGAAACCAGUUAUCAGCCCACCCACAAACCUCCAUUUCACCUCUCUGACUCCUACUUCAAUCUCCUUUACCUGGGAGCCUCCACGAAGCUCUAUCACAGGAUACUACGUGACCUAUGAAGAGGCUGGAGACAUUCCUAAAGAGUUGACCCCUCGACCUCAGGCUGGCAGGACCUUCGCUUUCAUCUCUGGUUUGAAACAAGAUACUGAAUAUGUUAUCAAGAUCGUGGCAUUAAAUAACGCUCAGAGAAGCAUUCCACUGAUUGGAAAGGCAAAAACUCAACUGGAAAGUCACCAGCUGCCCCCGCAGCUCCCCGACCCCAGCCGGCCCAGCCAUGACAUCCUGGAUGUGCCAGAGGACAACGACCACUUCAACAACCAUGUGCAUAUGCUGGGGCCAAACAGACACAACACACCGGGGCAGCAGGGCCAACACAUCUACACUGAAUAUCAGAGCUACAACCUGGGCAAUAACGGCCAGCAGCCUCAUCCCCCUAGCCACCGCGAGCCCCUGGUAUACAUCCCCCUGCCAGGAGCAGAUGGCCAGAGAGUGCCAGUGGUGCAGGUGAGCGAGGGACCUGAACCUGGCUUCCCCUUCAGUGGUCUUUACAAUGAGACAAACCUGCCCCAGGAAGCUCAGACCCAGACCACAAUCAUGUGGCAGCCUGUACCACACACCUCAGAGUAUGUGGUGUCAUGCAGUCCCAUUACAGAGAUUAAUGAGAAGAGCUUCCAGAUGCGUCUGCCUGGUACGUCCACUAGUGCUACACUGAUCGGUCUCACCUCUGGUGCCUCCUAUCAUGUUCUUGUGGAGUCUGUCAACGGAGACCAAAAACAGAAAAUCCUGGAUGAUGUUGUGACUGUCGGAAACAGUGUUCCAGAGACUGGAGUGGUUCCCACAGGCAGGGAUGUGUGCUAUGACACAUUCACCGCCACCUACCAUGAGGUGGGCGCAGAAUGGGAGCGCAUGUCCGAGACGGGCUUUAAACUCUGGUGCAAGUGCCUUGGCCUCGGCAGUGGUCAUUUCAGAUGUGAUUCAUCCAAGUGGUGCCAUGAUAAUGGCCACAACUACCGAAUUGGUGAGAAGUGGGACCGUCAUGCUGAGAACAGUCACAUGAUGAGCUGCACCUGUCUGGGCAACGGGAAAGGAGAGUUUAAGUGUGAACCCCUUGAAUCCACCUGUUAUGAUGAUGGGAAGCUGUACCAGGUGGGCAACCAGUGGCAGAAGGAAUAUCUUGGAGCAAUUUGCACAUGUACCUGCUAUGGAGGACAACAGGGAUGGCGCUGUGAGAACUGUCGUCGUCCUGGUCCUGGUGCUGACGUUGACGUGGACCUCAUUCAGCCUCUAGUGCGCACUGAUGCUUACGACCGCUACAGAGAGAACGCCCUACGCAAACUGGUGAGUCUUUUAUAG
Messenger RNA from Sinocyclocheilus grahami, 6484 nucleotides. RefSeq names its product fibronectin-like. The transcript is spliced from 39 exons. Gene Ontology annotation, biological process: nervous system development; cell-matrix adhesion; cell-substrate junction assembly. Gene Ontology annotation, cellular component: extracellular region. The record is from RefSeq and is a predicted model, not a curated record. Bases 179 to 6484 code for a protein of 2101 amino acids. NCBI's taxonomy places the organism in Eukaryota, Metazoa, Chordata, Actinopteri, Cypriniformes, Cyprinidae. Gene Ontology annotation, molecular function: extracellular matrix structural constituent; integrin binding; proteoglycan binding.